This is a messenger RNA of Fusarium redolens, 795 nucleotides long. RefSeq lists its product as uncharacterized. The transcript has a single exon. NCBI's taxonomy places the organism in Eukaryota, Fungi, Ascomycota, Sordariomycetes, Hypocreales, Nectriaceae. Bases 1 to 795 code for a protein of 264 amino acids. The record is from RefSeq and is a predicted model, not a curated record.
AUGACUGGACAAUCUACAAGGCGAUGGCUCCAGCUGUCUUUCCUUCUCAUGGCUGGCUCUGCCUCAGCAGGAUCCCUCAAGCUGUCUGACUUUGAGUCUAUCAGUGACAAGUCAUUCCCCGAGACAUGUGUUCAAGCCUACGAUACACCACUCGCCCAAUGCACUCCCAAAGACUUCACCGAUGGCAAGGCAUGCAGUGCUGCUUGCAAGGACUCAGUUCAACAAGCCCAGGGCUUCAUCCAAGCAUCAUGUGGUGAUGUCUCAGCCAGCUCAGAAUCACUUCUAAGCCGUGGUCAAAAGGGCAACCUUGUCGCUGUUCUCUGUCGAGAUGUUGAUGAGUCUCAAUCAGAGCCCGAGUCUGUACCUCAGACUCAGCCCAAACAGGAGCCUGAGCCUGAGAAGACCCAGCCCCCAGCCACAACAACGACCUCUGCUUCUUCUACCAAGGUCUUGAAGAAUGUCUUGAUUGAGACUGGCCAUACCUCUUUAGACGAAAAAUCAAAUGGUAGUCUAGAUGGACCACCUCUGUCUUCCGUGGACGAGGACCUCGCGACCAAGAGCACUGUUCUUGCAAUCGACACAGACCAGCCCACCGGCUCUCUUCCCAUGCCUGCUCCUCCUAGCAUGAUGACCUCUGUGACAAGGCCGAGCACUGCUAGCCACACAGCGGCGUCAGCCAGCGAGGAGCCAACUCCUACGCCCACAACUGCUGGUGGCUCUGUUCAUGCUCCCAGCUUUGGGUUCAUGUGCGCUUCUUUUGCCAUGUCUGCUAUCAUGUACAUGAUUGUCAACUAG